Messenger RNA from Bipolaris zeicola 26-R-13, 243 nucleotides. RefSeq lists its product as uncharacterized. Bases 1 to 243 code for a protein of 80 amino acids. Lineage: Eukaryota; Fungi; Ascomycota; Dothideomycetes; Pleosporales; Pleosporaceae. The record is from RefSeq and is a predicted model, not a curated record. The transcript has a single exon.
AUGUUGGCGGUAAAGGAAGGAGCACUUCGGCCGCUGCCUCGCAAACAAAGCAGCAACAGAAAGGCUGCCGUUACUGCUGAUUCUUCUACUACCCUACAGACCAUCAUUUCAUCAAAUCCCCAAAGUUUUAUCUACGCCCACGCAAGUGACCUACAAAACGGAAUUCCACGCAGCCAACUACUCCCUCAAGCAAACCCCACACAAGACCUGUACGGUGUGGAUAGUCUACGUUGCCGCACAUGA